CACUUUUGGUUCAAAUUCAAAAACUCUUUUUGGGAUCAGAGGCUUCCCGAAAAUCUUGGAGUAAUAUUAUUCACCAAUCAGAAAAAUUUCAAGUCCUCUUUAGAAAAUUCAACAACUUUUACAGUCAAAAGUUUAUCUAUUGUUAACAGGAAUCUAUAUCUUUCCUAUUCUUAUUUGUAUUUAAAUUCAAGUCAAACAGAUCAAAAUACCUGUUUUUGACUCUCUUCUUCAUCUUCUUCUUCGUCUUCUUCUUUGAUUUGGAUCUCUAAAAUCUUCAAUCCCCAUGUUCUAAUUUAUUUUUAAAAAAAAAAUUCACAACACUCUCUUUAUCACACACAAAACUUUGAUCCUCGAAUAUAUAUAUUAAUAUAAAGAUAACAUUCGUGUUUCUCAUUUUGGAGUCAUAAUAAAGAAACCUUCCAUUUUUUUUACUUAAUCCCCUCCAAGAAACCUGAAGAUUCUAAGAAGCUGCCAUUAAAACUCAAAACAAGGAAGAGAGGAGAACAUAGCGAAAGCAGAAGAAGAAGAAGAAGAAGAAGAAGAACCAAAGAGUCAAACCCAAAAAUAUAUCUCCUUCUCACUUUCCCAAAGAGAGAAAAUAGAAAAUAACAAUGUCGCGUCUUGACGAGAUACCUUCAAGCCCAGGCAAAUUCAAGAUGGAGAAAUCUUCUUACUUGCAUCGUCUCAGAUUCCAAUCUUCUCUCACAAAGUUUGCAUUUUUCUCCUUCUUCCUCCUCUGUCUCAUCUCUCUACUCUUCCUCCGAUCUCCACCUUCCGUCAACCCUUCACCUUCCGAUCCAUCUCGCCGCUCACUCCGUACCUACACCUACGGAGGACCCGCUUGGGAAAAACGUCUCCGAUCCUCAGCUCGAAUCCGAACCUCUACGAGCAACGGAAUCACAGUUUUGGUAACCGGAGCAGCCGGUUUCGUCGGCACACACGUCUCCGCCGCAUUGAAACGCCGAGGAGACGGCGUAAUCGGCCUGGACAACUUCAACGACUACUACGAUCCAUCUCUAAAGCGAGCGAGACAAGCUUUACUAGAGAGAAGUGGUAUCUUCAUCGUGGAAGGAGACAUAAACGACGUCGAAUUGCUCCGUAAGCUAUUCAAGAUCGUCUCCUUCACUCACGUAAUGCAUCUAGCAGCUCAAGCUGGUGUACGGUACGCCAUGGAAAACCCUAGCUCUUAUGUUCAUAGCAACAUCGCCGGAUUUGUCAAUCUCCUCGAGAUCUGCAAAUCUGCGAAUCCACAACCUGCUAUAGUCUGGGCUUCGUCUAGCUCCGUCUACGGACUCAACACGAAAGUUCCGUUCUCGGAGAAAGAUAGAACAGAUCAACCGGCGAGUUUAUACGCCGCGACUAAAAAGGCCGGCGAAGAGAUCGCGCACACCUACAACCACAUCUACGGAUUAUCUCUAACCGGAUUGAGGUUUUUCACGGUGUACGGACCUUGGGGAAGACCAGACAUGGCGUACUUCUUCUUCACCAAAGACAUUUUGAAAGGCAAAUCGAUUUCGAUAUUCGAAUCGGCGAAUCACGGCACGGUGGCUAGGGAUUUCACAUACAUCGACGAUAUAGUGAAAGGGUGUUUAGCGUCACUUGAUACGGCGGAGAAGAGUACAGGGACAGGAGGGAAGAAGAGAGGACCGGCGCAGCUGAGAGUGUUUAACCUCGGGAACACGUCGCCGGUGCCGGUUUCAGAUCUGGUGAGUAUAUUGGAGAGACAGUUGAAAGUGAAGGCGAAGAAGAAUUUGAUUAAGAUGCCACGAAACGGUGACGUUCCGUAUACUCAUGCUAAUAUUAGUUUAGCUCAACGUGAGCUUGGUUAUAAACCAACGACGGAUCUCCAGACCGGUUUGAAGAAGUUCGUCAGAUGGUAUCUGAGUUAUUACUCCGGUCAGAAAAAAGCCGCCGCUAGAUGAUUUUUUCCAUGGUUCAUCAUCUUUGAUUUCUUGUUCUUUUUUAUUUUUUUCUUCUGUUGAGUAAUUUUGGGGAUUGUUGUUGUAACAGAGUGAGAGAACACAGACAGACCCAUUCGGUGAUUUUUAUUUAAUUCAUUUAUUUUACUUCUCCAGUAAGUAACUCUUGU
Capsella rubella is the source of this 2089-nucleotide messenger RNA. RefSeq names its product UDP-glucuronate 4-epimerase 4. Bases 612 to 1922 code for a protein of 436 amino acids. Lineage: Eukaryota; Viridiplantae; Streptophyta; Magnoliopsida; Brassicales; Brassicaceae. The record is from RefSeq and is a predicted model, not a curated record. The transcript has a single exon.